Messenger RNA from Chinchilla lanigera (long-tailed chinchilla), 538 nucleotides. RefSeq names its product basic proline-rich protein-like. The record is from RefSeq and is a predicted model, not a curated record. NCBI's taxonomy places the organism in Eukaryota, Metazoa, Chordata, Mammalia, Rodentia, Chinchillidae.
GGGCGCAGCCGGAGCUCCCCCGGGCCGGGGAGCACCCGGCGCCGCUCCCCGCGCCUCCUGCAGUAGUCCCACCGGCAGAGAGGGAAAUCCUCGCCCAGCUCCGCCGUCCCCCACGACCUCCCCUCCCCGAGUGGUCCCCGGGAACACCGAGUGCCGGCUUCCGCCUUCCCGGUGUGCGACGCGAUUCUCCCGCGAAGCCCUCGCCCACCCCGCACGCCACGACUCCACACGUCCCUAAGUCACCCCAUCGCCUUCUACAGCUGAUACUGCAACGAGAGUCCACCUCUCCUUUCACCCCCUCAAAGAACCGCUGUUUGGUUUCCCAAUUAAAGCACUUCAGAGGUCUUCUGCAAGUUCCAGGCCUUCCUCCUGGGCACCUAUCACACUUCCCUGACGCUGACAUCAGUUAUCCCCGCUAUCUGAAGAAUGAGAUUCUUGAAGUAUGUGUGUUCAUUGUUAAUAUUCUUAACAGUAUUCCUAUUUAGCCCGGUUUCAGAGUUUGCAAUCUUAACACCAAUAAAAUACAAUUCAUAAGAAA